UCCUCCGUGUUCACAGAAAGCUCGCUCCCACACACACCACCACCGCUACCAACAACACACCGCUCCUCCUUUUCCUCCACAACAACAACAACAACAUAUAUCUGUUAUUACUCGGGUGCGGCGGCGCGCGGCGGAUUUCGUAUACGUACGUCCUUGCCGACGGCGGCGGCGGCAUGGGGAGGUCCCCGUGCUGCGAGAAGGCGCACACCAACAAGGGCGCCUGGACCAAGGAAGAGGACCAGCGCCUCAUCGCCUACAUCAAGGCCCAUGGCGAAGGAUGCUGGAGAUCCCUACCCAAAGCCGCAGGGCUGCUGCGGUGCGGGAAGAGCUGCAGGCUGCGGUGGAUCAACUACCUCAGGCCGGACCUCAAGCGGGGCAACUUCACCGAGGAGGAGGACGAGCUCAUCAUCAAGCUACACGAGCUGCUCGGCAACAACCUCGCGCCCUACCAGGCGGAUGACGAGCCAGCGGUGAAGCAGGAACCCGCGGGCCACAAUGCCGCGGUGUGCCUGUGCCUGAACCGCCUCGGGCUCCAGGGCGCCGCCGAGGGGUGCAGCUGCGGGGGCGCCGCCGCCGCUUCUUCCUCCAUGCAGCAGCAGCAGGCCAGCACGCAGCGCAUGUUUAGAUUCAUCGCACCACUAGAGGGAGGCCAAUAGUAGCACCAGUAACACUAGUAACAGUGACAUCGGACAUACUGCUUUUUAACUAAAGACACACAUGCUUAAUUAAUUAACUACU
Messenger RNA from Lolium rigidum, 738 nucleotides. RefSeq names its product myb-related protein 308-like. Lineage: Eukaryota; Viridiplantae; Streptophyta; Magnoliopsida; Poales; Poaceae. The transcript is spliced from 3 exons. The record is from RefSeq and is a predicted model, not a curated record. The coding region runs from base 174 to 656 and encodes 160 amino acids.